Triticum aestivum (bread wheat) is the source of this 1675-nucleotide messenger RNA. Its product is annotated as probable serine/threonine-protein kinase PBL18. Bases 469 to 843 code for a protein of 124 amino acids. The transcript is spliced from 2 exons. Gene Ontology annotation, biological process: brassinosteroid mediated signaling pathway. Gene Ontology annotation, molecular function: protein kinase activity. The record is from RefSeq and is a predicted model, not a curated record. NCBI's taxonomy places the organism in Eukaryota, Viridiplantae, Streptophyta, Magnoliopsida, Poales, Poaceae.
AUCGUCUCGCAUUCUCUCCCACGCACGCGACCUUCUCUCGUUCCACGCGCCAACGCAGCCGCCGUCUCCUCUGCUCCUUUCUCUCUACAUCGCCAGAUCUAGGACGCCACCGGGAGGAGAUCAGAGAGGCCACGGCCGCGGCAGAAGCACCAUUCUCGACCAGAUCCGCACUCAGCGCAGCUACCGCCCUUUUCUCUUGUUUACAUACGCAGCGAUUUCUGUGUUUCCUUUCCAACGAAGGCAGCUCCGCAUCGGGCCGCACACGCACAUCUUCGUCUCCACCUCUCCCCCCACAUGCCACCGCCUCCUCUCUCUCAACGUCGCCAGCUGCAGCCGCCUCUUCUUCCUCUCUCUCUCUCUGCUUGUCUCCCCCCUCGCUGAACAAGGCUCACACGAGCGGCGGUGGCAGCAGACCUGUGAGAAACAUGGAAAGGCAGGAGGUGGAAGUCCUCGCGGGAGUCAUCGUCCAUGAAGAACUGGAUCGGAAGCAGUUCACGGCAUGUACGUCCCCGACCAGCCGCCGGAGUCCCUCUGUCUGCUGUGUGCGAUAGCUUUACUCGCUAUCUGUUCUAUUUGCAAGAGGAGGCAAGGGUCGGGAAGCGGUGGCACCGGCGACUGGCAAACCUCAUCGGCUACUGCUGCGACGGGGUCGAGCGCCUGUUCGUCGCUGAGUUCAUGCCCAACGACACCCUCGCCAAGCACCUCUUCCACUAUCCCACUAUGUCACCGGCCUGCUCUCCCUCCCCUGCACCAGGCUCUCCGACCGGCUCCUUCGCACCGCCUUCCACUUCAAAGUUCAAACAACUCAAAGACAAGAAAUUCAAGCGUUCUGUGCCUCUUUGAGGUAUUUUUGGCUGUAACAAAUUUCUGAAGAGGGAUGACACAUUCAGAAUUUCAGAUAGACUUGUGUCUUUUUGGUUGUAAUGGCAUAUGCUCGCUACUCCCUUCGUUUUUAUUUACUCUGCAUAUUAGAGUUGACUGAAGUCAAACUUCGUAAACUUUGACCAAAUUUAUAGAAAACUAUAUAAAUAUUUACGAUAACAAAUCUAUAUAAUGUGAAAGUACAUAUAAUAAUAAAUCUAAUGGUAUUGAUUUGUUAUGGUAUAGGUUAAUAUUUUUGUUUCUAAACUCUGUCAAAGUUUGCAAAGCUUGACUUUGACCAAAGCUAAUACGCGAACUAAAUAAAAACGGAGGGAUUACAAUCUUUACUGACAAUGAGCAGUUAGAUUGGAUGCAGGCAUGCAGCUACACUCUUUAUUAAUGCAAGAAACAAAAGAGCUAUCUGAACUUCCCAAUCAUCAGAUAUAUAGAUGUUCCAUACUUGUAGCAGAUGUUCUUUGCUGCGAUGUGUGUCACUAAACUUAGCACCAACCAUAGAACAAGCUGCUAAACUGAACUCAUCGUCUGCAUUUGCUAGGCCUCAUUUUAUAGAACGAGAAAUCGGGAGGAGUCAGAAAAUUACAUGCUUAUAGUAUGUACUAACAGUUAAAAACAUAUGCAGUUUGACUAUGUAUAUGAUCCUCCCGUUUACUUAUUUAUUUGUUGUCUCAAAUGUAAAUCUGUGAGGUUCACCCUGGCCGUUGUCAAGUCCUGACCAUGGCCACACUGCAGAAACAUCAAAUUCUGUUGAUGUCGAUUUUAUUGAUGAUAAAUGUCAGGUAUAAUCUUCUAUGUC